Cryptococcus wingfieldii CBS 7118 is the source of this 750-nucleotide messenger RNA. RefSeq lists its product as hypothetical. The transcript has 7 exons. Gene Ontology annotation, cellular component: membrane; endomembrane system. The coding region runs from base 1 to 750 and encodes 249 amino acids. NCBI's taxonomy places the organism in Eukaryota, Fungi, Basidiomycota, Tremellomycetes, Tremellales, Cryptococcaceae. The record is from RefSeq and is a predicted model, not a curated record.
AUGUCAAAAGCGGCCCCAUACGAACAAGUCCCCAUCGUCAAAUCCACCGCCCCAGCCCCGGAAACGCCCUACCAAGCCCGCAUGUUCUUGCAUGUCGGUGCGGCGGGGGUGAUGCUUUAUGGUUUCCAGGCUAUGAGGGCGUCGACGGUUUUUGGGGAUGUCAUGUCUAAUCAGUAUGGAGGGUUCUGGCAGUAUCUCACUAUUCUCGGUCUGACGAUAUCUGGUGCCACUAUGCUCUUGGCCGGCGCGCAAGAUCUCUUACCGAAUGUCCAUCUGAUUCGGUUGAUCAAGAGGACGUUCUUGCUCAUCGCUCUCCCUGUGGAAUUCAUCAUCACUUCCACCUACUGGUCGCUCAUCAUCUUUGCCCCCCACCUCAUGCUCCCCCCCACCGACCCUAAUGCCGCCCAAGGCGCGCCAUCGUCGUCUACGGCGGAGCCCACGUUGUUUAGGAUCCCGCUGUGGAUGGAUAUGAGUAUGCACCUCUUACCGGGUGUUGCUCUGGUCUUUGAAUUCUUCCUCCUCGAAAACAAAUACCGGCCCCCCUUCUCUACCUCCAUCGCCUUCCUCCUCGCCUCCGCAUUCGGCACAUCCUACGGCUUCUGGGUCGAACACUGCGCAGAACAGAAUGGAGGGGUGUUUCCGUACCCGUUUUUGACUAUUUUGCCGUUGGGGGGCAGGGUUGGGGUUUAUGCUAGUGCGACGGGGGUUGCUUGGGCGGUUUUUAGGGGGUUGAAUUGGGUGCAUAAGUAG